AUGGCUUCUCUCUGGUAUUGCUGUGACUGCAGCUUCGGUCCUCACAACGCCGCUCUCUACGAUUCUUGUGUCAACUGUCAACGCCGCCGUUGUGUCGAAUGUGUCGAAGAGAAAGCCGCAGACGGCCUGAACACCCACAACCAUGCCCACUGCCACGAGAGCUCACCAUACCCUUCCGUGGCCUCAUUCAAUCCAGUUCGCCCAAUGUCCCACAAGACAAUGCCGGCCAUCCCGACACCAGACCUCCCCGGUGUCCGCCCAUUAUAUCGCGCGGCCCCAGCUCUGCUUGCCACAUCCCUCGGUGCCACGACCAAUUACUAUACGGAGACCUACAUGUACAUCUGCUGCAACUGCAAUGAUGGCCCGAAGGUCUUCAAUGUCCAGCCAGUCUGUGUUGUCUGCAACCACGUAGCCUGUGACUCGUGCACCAACGUCAAGUGA
Penicillium atrosanguineum is the source of this 441-nucleotide messenger RNA. RefSeq lists its product as uncharacterized. The record is from RefSeq and is a predicted model, not a curated record. The transcript has a single exon. NCBI's taxonomy places the organism in Eukaryota, Fungi, Ascomycota, Eurotiomycetes, Eurotiales, Aspergillaceae. Bases 1 to 441 code for a protein of 146 amino acids.